Molecule: messenger RNA, 3382 nt
Organism: Coturnix japonica (Japanese quail)
Lineage: Eukaryota; Metazoa; Chordata; Aves; Galliformes; Phasianidae
Source: RefSeq, a predicted model, not a curated record
UUUAGCACGUGAUACUUCUUCUGCUGGUGAUGUUCUAAACCUUUUGCCUUCAGGCCAGUCCAUGAUCACCUCUAGCAUCCCUGGAUGGCUGAGGUUCCCCAUCCAAGCUCACUGUGUAAUCAGCACAAUCCACUUACUCCAAGAGGCAUCAUUGGCAUGAUGCGUGGAGGGAAUCUUUCCUUUAAACAAAGGGGGAAAAUGUUCCCUUUGGUUAAAAAAAAAAAAGUAUAAAUCAAUCAAAGACAGACCUACUGAGAAUGGGAAGGGACCCCACUGGAAGAGCAAACAUUGGGGAAGGGCAUGCAGCAGCAGGACGGCCAUCAUUGCCUUGUUUCAUGGGCUCUCCAAAGCGGGAGCACGGCACAGGGCCUGGGAUUCAGUCCGUCCUGGUGAGAGGCACAGGCUUUGCGUGGCCCUGCACAGGGCCGGGUCUUAGUGCUGGGGUGGGCUGGAUAUGACCCUGCUGGGCUAAGCUGACUGAGCUGUGCCACACCCCGCUGUUCUUGCAUCACAAACGUUGCCAUAGACCCCAGCUGGUGACAUGGCAAUCCACAUCACAAAGGGGACAACCCAACAUUUGGGCGGAGUGAGGCUGGGCACCACUUUGCCCAUGAGGUGACUGAAGAGAGGAGCUCGAUUGCUUGGCUCUCUGCAUGUCACAGGCAUGGAUACUUUCUGGGGAAUCUGCUUCUUCCUCAGACUGGAGGAUGUUAUCCUCUAUUGUAUGCUCUGGAUCACGCUGAUCCUAUCGUUGCUUGUAUUCAUUUUGACUUUGUGGAAGUGGAAGGGUGGGAGGCCAAGGUGGUACUGCUGCAGAGACAACGUGGAGAAUAACAGAGCUGCGGACCUCCACAAUGCUCUACAGUACUCGAGGACACUCUCUUCCACAAUACCAGAUAUGGCAGAUAUACGUGCAGCAUUCCGUCAAAUGCAGAGAAGACUUAAGAUACUACACAGACGCUUGCAAAUUGCAAUCAUGGAGAUGUCAGAAGACGCCAAUGACUUCUCUUGCUGUGACAGCUCUCUCACUUCCAUGAAGGCAGCAGAAAACUCCAGCUCUUCGAGGGAGUCUCUUGAUGUGAGGGGGAGCAAGUCCCUCACCUCCAAUGUGGCAGUGGGAGCCCGCAGCCCCUCAGAGGUCUCCCUGUCCUCUAGGACUGAUGAGUCCCUCACGCCUGUCGAGGCAAUGGGAGCUGUGUGCUCUUCAAGGGCCUCUCCAUCCUGGAACGACAGCUCCCUUGCUGACGAUGCAGCAACAGAAGCUGGCUGCUCUUCGGGAGCCCUUCUGGCCCUUCCCAGGGAAGGCUACUGUACUUCUGUCAGUGAGCAUGAAGGCAGCUGCAUGGAACAGCUAACCCUGAGCACUCCUCCUCCUUUGCUUGGAGCAGCUUCGGGUCAUGCUGCCACAGCCCAGCCGGGCCUCAUGCUUUCGGAUGCACUUGAGCCCCAAAAAGCGCAGGAAAGCUCAGCCCCUCAGAUGGAGGUGGUGCCCAGAGUGUGGAAGCCGCUGCUCCUGGAUGAGGCUGUGAAAAGGCAGCUGGAGCAGCACCUGGUAAAACUGCAGAUACAGCGGUGCUUUGGGCUACCAGAGAAGGUUCUGGCCUCCUACAAGAUGUUCUCAGAGACCAACCAGGAGCUACAAGACUGCCAUCCUUCUCCACACAGGCACACUGUGGAGCCCUACCGCUCGCCCUUCCUGUGCUGGAACAGGCACGCUUGCACCAGGAAGAGGGCAGUGAAGCCUCCUGGCUCAAAGAAAAAGUCCAUAGCCCCUGUGAAAAAGUGCACAAGAGGAACACAGAUGCCUGCCUACUCUCUGUCAGCUUUCAUGAUAGUGGCAGGAGAGUAUCCUCAGGAAGAUCUGGUGAGAUCCCAGACGAGUGGGACAUGUAGAAGAAUAGUUAGAAGCAGCAGAAAAGCCAUAAAGAAGAUCUGUCCUGUCAGCUUCACAGAGGAGAAGGGCACUAUGACAGAAGAGGAUGAUCUUGGUCCCUCCUUUUCCAUCCUGCAAGAGCAGACAGUGCCACAGAUAGAGGGAGCUCCUCUGGAGAAUGCAGGACAGGACACUGAGAUCCCCACCGUGCCCAGCGGGGGCAACACAGGGGUCCAGGAGCUGUCACAAGGCAGGACUGCUCCUGCAGGAAAUAAUGCCCCACAGAUUGAAGAGGCUUUGAGUAAGGACACUGCCACAACUAUGCCACCACCUCAACACCAUGGAGGGACCAGCCUGGAAGAGACACUCAAAGCACUUAUAGACUUCUACAGGGUCGGCACAAGGGCUGAAAACCAGGUGAACCAGCUGCUGGCUUCCUGGCUGGAGCAGUCCCAGGACGAUGCUGGGCACAGAAGUUCGGAGCCAGCAGCUGACUGUCCCAUUGCCACACUGUGCAGAACACAGAAAGACACACAGAAUGGUAAGGGACUCAGGCAGGACAGAGUGAGGCCCAGAAGGCUCUGCCCCAAGUGCAGCGAAGCCCAAGGACAUGGUGCGCCUGGCAGAGAAGGCACCUGGACUUCAGCUCCACUUGCAAGUGCAGCUGCAGGCACAGGAGGGGACGAGGCAGUGGGCGAGAAACAUCCAUCUGGGGAAGGGGCCAAAAGCGAUCAAGGCCAGAAUCAGACUGCUGAUGCUGCCCAGCAGCCAGUGGGGGCCCGUAUCUACAGAUAUAUGAUAUCGAUCACUACAGUCCAGCAGAGGACGCUUCUGUUCCAGCAGGCCCCUACCAGGACCUCACUGUCACAAGCACAGCAGCUGCCCAAAUGUCAGUCAGCCACGGACAGGAGCUCAGUGACAGGCACACCAUCUUUGCCAAGCUGCUAUGGCUGCAUCACCCCCAUCCUCCUUUGCCUCCAGAGGGCAUGGGCCAAGCUUCUAGAUGCAGGCAAAGCCCUAUGUUCCAAAAUCAGGAAGAAGGGAAGUGAGGAGCCCCAAGGAAGAGGACCAGCCAUGGACAGCCGAGUCUCGCCUCGGGAUUAAGGACACAGCUCACAACUCCCAGGGAAAGGCUGCAACCAUCUCAGGAGGCAAUAGGGGAGGACUCUGUGGUAUUUGGGGCUGAGACUUUCUCAACAGGAGCAUCAGGCAACAUCAGAACCAGGUGCCAGGCAAGCAUGGAGACAGCAAAGGACUGAAUCAGAGUGUGAGGAGACCUGGGCACCUGGGAACACAGGCUCCUGCUGGUCAUGGGGCAGCACCAUCCAGUGAGGGACAUGGACCCAGUGAGCAGCAGAUCCCUGCCAGGACCACCAAGGAACAGGAGCUGUCUAAAUAAAAAUAAUAAUCAUCCCUAAAAAUGUGCUCACAGAUGUCUCUUCUUUCCUGUGGAGGAGCACAAUUGCCAGCUCACUGCUCGUAUGUUCUAGCAGUGUUAAGGUGGGCAGC